Messenger RNA from Bubalus bubalis (water buffalo), 1720 nucleotides. It is a transcript of the gene SAC3D1, whose product is annotated as SAC3 domain containing 1. The record is from RefSeq and is a predicted model, not a curated record. Gene Ontology annotation, cellular component: centrosome; nucleus; spindle. The transcript is spliced from 2 exons. The coding region runs from base 557 to 1633 and encodes 358 amino acids. Gene Ontology annotation, biological process: centrosome duplication; spindle assembly. Lineage: Eukaryota; Metazoa; Chordata; Mammalia; Artiodactyla; Bovidae.
AUCUAGAAAACAGGGAGAAGAGUCCUCAAGGAAAACAGAAAAGAACGGCAGUAAGGCCGACUGAGUCAGGUUAUCGGGUGAAGAACCAAAGUGGGUGUACCCACUUGGGUCAGGUGGUUCAGAGCUAAACAAUGAUAGGAUUAGAGGGCGGGAGCCCGGGAAGGCGUGGCUCCACACUUGCCCCGCCUCUCCUGCAAAGCGAUUGGUUGCGGAAGGGAACUAUAAAGUGGUGCAUCAUGGGAGUGGUCCGACUAUAGCGGUGCACUGUGGUUGGGCUUUAGUGGGACCUGAACGUGAGGAACAGUGUUGGUGACGUUGAACUACAACGCAGAGGAUCUCGGGAGGCCUGCACGGAGAUCUGUGGGAGGUGACAGGACUCGGUGAGGACUGCGGCGGCCAGACGGGCGGGGGGAAGGUUCAGACCAGGGCAGGGAGGCGGGCCGAGAGGGGUUGGCCCCGCCUUCGCCAGCCUUGGCGUGCUCUCCCGCAGAAUGGGGCGAGGGGCCGCCGCUGUCCACCGGAUGCUGAGAGCCCGUCCUUUCCCCCCAGCCCACCUAUGCCCGGCUACGAGCUGCCCGUGGGCACGUGCCUGGACAUGUGUCCGGCCGCCGAGCGCGCACAGCGCGAAAAGGAGUGCCGCCUGCACCGCUUCGAGGUGGUGCCGGGGUGCCGCGGGGACAGGCCCCGAGCCGACCCGCAGCGCGCGGUGAAGGAGUACAGUCGGCCGGCCGCCGGGAAGAUCCGGCCCCCUCCGAGUCAGCUUCGUCCGCCGUCCGUGCUGCUGGCCACCGUGCGCUACCUGGCUAGCGAGGUGGCCGAGCGCACCGACGCUUCCUGCGCGGAGGUGGCCAGCUUCGUGGCGGACCGGCUGCGCGCGGUGCGGCUGGACUUGGCCCUGCAAAGCGCGAGCGACGUCGAGACGGCGUUGGUGCUGGAAUCGGCUCUGGCUGUGCUGCUGGCCGUGGUGGCGCGGCUCGGACCCAACGCGACGCACGGGCCAGUGGACCCAAUGUUGCUGCAAGCCCAGGUCCAGGAGAGUUUCGGUUCUCUGCGCCGCUGCUACGCGCUGGGCGCCGGUCCCCACCCCCGCCAGGCCACCUUCCAGGGCCUCUUUCUGCUGUAUAACCUGGGCUCGGUAGAGGCCCUUCAUGAGGUUCUGCGGCUGCCUGCAGCUCUGCGUUCCUGCCCCGCCCUGCGCACCGCCCUGGCAGUUGACUCUGCCUUCCGGGAAGGCAAUGCCGCCCGCCUCUUUCGCCUGCUCAGGAUGCUGCCCUACCUUCAGAGCUGCGCUGUGCAGUGCCACGUGGGCCGUGCCCGCCGGGGAGCCCUGGCCCGCCUUGCUCGUGCACUCAGCACCCACAAGGGCCAGACCUUGCCCCUGGGCUUCAUGGUCCACCUGCUGGCCCUGGAUGGGCCCAAGGAGGCACGGGACCUGUGCCAGGCCCACGGACUACCCUUAGAUGGACAGGAGAGAGUGGUGUUCCUGAGGGGUCGUUACACUGAGGAGGGGCUGCCACCUGCCGGGACCUGCCAGAUACUGGUGGGGAACAAACUUGGAGGGCGCACUCUGGAAGACGUGGUCAUGGCAGAGGAGGAAGAUGAGGCUGUGGACAGACCCACAACAGAGGUAUGAAGAGGACUGUGUGGUCUCCCAGAGCCCCGAGACUGGGGCUGAACCACUCGGGUUUCUUUUUUCAUGAUUCCCGCACAGUACAAGGAA